Messenger RNA from Merops nubicus (carmine bee-eater), 703 nucleotides. Its product is annotated as oxysterol-binding protein-related protein 5-like. The annotation marks the transcript as partial. Lineage: Eukaryota; Metazoa; Chordata; Aves; Coraciiformes; Meropidae. The transcript has 6 exons. The record is from RefSeq and is a predicted model, not a curated record.
AAAACCCCCACAGCCCAUGCCAUGAAGGAGGAGAACUUCCUUCGCCGCAGGUUCUCCCUCUGCCCAGCCUCCUCCACCCCUCAGAAGGUCGACCCUCGCAAGCUGACGCGCAACCUCUUCUUCGGGGCCGACAAUGAGAUCUACCCGCUCAGCCCAGGAAAAGACGUGGAAGGAAACAGCCCCUCAGCACUGAAGGAUGAGACACCACAGACUCCAAACUCCAUUAGUAAGAUCGAAUAUAAGCUUUGCAAUGGGUCUGACAAAGAGUGUGUGUCUCCCACAGCCAAAUUCACGAAGAAGGAAACACUGAAGGUACAAAAAAAAAAUUACAGACAGGAGAAGAAAAGAGCUACCAAACAACUCUUCAGUGCUCUGAAGGAUCCCAGCGUAGUGAUCACAGCAGACUGGCUGAAGAUUCGUGGGACUCUGAAGAGCUGGACCAAGCUGUGGUGUGUUCUGAAGCCAGGAGUGCUGCUGAUUUAUAAGACACCAAAGAUUGGACAGUGGGUUGGGACAAUCUUGCUCCAUUCUUGUGAGCUGAUAGAGAGACCCUCCAAAAAGGAUGGCUUCUGUUUUAAACUUUUUCAUCCACUGGAUCAAUCAAUCUGGGCUGUAAAGGGCCCAAAGGGAGAAAACGUUGGUUCCAUCACUCAGCCUCUUCCCAGCAGCUACCUGAUUUUCAGAGCAGCCUCCGAAUCAGAUG